UCCUCUCCUCUCCCUAACCGCCCUCACCUUCACUAUAAAUAAUUUCUCAAACCCUCACUUGUUCUUCACUCAGCUUCCGAAUUUACACAAAUACCAUUUACGUACAUAGACAUAUUUUCAAGCAAUGGCUUUGAAGAAUUUGGUUUUUCUUUCCAUGGUGACACUGAUCGCAUCCCUCAUUAUGAGUGCAAGUAAUGCAACUGCUACUAGGAAAAUUUCUGCAGGGAUCAAAACGAGCGGUGAAGGCGAAGGCGGGCUAGUGGAAUGCGGAAAUGCGCUGGUGGAGCUGAAAUCUUGCUCGCAAGAGAUUGUUGUGUAUUUCCUGAAUGGGAAGGCUAAUAUCGGCCCAGACUGUUGCAAAGCUAUCGCCACCAUUACACGUCACUGCUGGCCUGCAAUGCUUACUUCCCUUGGCUUCACUGCAGAACAAGGUCACAUCUUACGAGGCUACUGUGAUGCUGCGGCUGCUGUGACUACUACUGCUCCUGCUGCGGGGCCACUUGCUCGUACAACACCUCUAAUCAGUUGUUGAAUAAUUAAUCUUGCAUGUUGUUUGGUGAUCGAUCCUGCUUAAUCAUUUUAUUGUUCAUGCCGGCCUGUCAUGUUAUUUUCUUUUCAUGUUUGGUUUGAGGUAU
Messenger RNA from Rosa rugosa (rugosa rose), 635 nucleotides. RefSeq names its product egg cell-secreted protein 1.2-like. The record is from RefSeq and is a predicted model, not a curated record. Bases 125 to 532 code for a protein of 135 amino acids. Lineage: Eukaryota; Viridiplantae; Streptophyta; Magnoliopsida; Rosales; Rosaceae. The transcript has a single exon. Gene Ontology annotation, biological process: double fertilization forming a zygote and endosperm.